Lodderomyces orthopsilosis Co 90-125 is the source of this 894-nucleotide messenger RNA. RefSeq lists its product as uncharacterized. NCBI's taxonomy places the organism in Eukaryota, Fungi, Ascomycota, Pichiomycetes, Serinales, Debaryomycetaceae. Bases 1 to 894 code for a protein of 297 amino acids. Gene Ontology annotation, biological process: small GTPase-mediated signal transduction. Gene Ontology annotation, molecular function: GTPase activity; GTP binding. The record is from RefSeq and is a predicted model, not a curated record. The transcript has a single exon.
AUGUCUCACUCAACAGAGAAUCUAUCCCAGAGCCAGCCACCUCCACACUAUACAGUCGAUGACAUUACUCGACAAGAUCAACAAGCUCAGUGCGUCUCCUGCCGCACAGAGCCCCGAAUUAUUGGUAAUAUGGAUAGAAAUAUAAUACCAAUGUUUUACAGACUCUACAGUGAAAGGAGUUCGGUUUACAAUGCUUCGGUAUUCAUAGCCGGUGACGUUGGUGUUGGUAAAUCUUGUUUAAUGUCUAGUUAUAACGGUAUCAAAUCAGUCACUACCCCUGAUUUUUUCAACGGCAAUGAAUGUUACAUAAAGAUGAGAGGACUCUAUGAUGUGCCAUUUCUUUUGAAGAUACUGCAUGUAGGUGGAUUUGUGGAGGGCCUUGCUCUGAGAGACAUGCUUCCUAUUCCAGAUGAUAUUAUUUUACUAUGCUUUGCAAUGGAUAACCCUAUCAGUUUGUUUAAUGCUAGAGAUAAAUGGGCUCCCAAAUUGAAACACCACAUGUAUUCACGGAAAGUGCCCAUUAUAUUAGUAGGUACUAAAUGUGAUGUUGGAGAGAGCUUUAUAAAACCCGGGCUUGCAGAAAUGGUUGCUAAGGAAAUUGGUGCAAUUUCUUACAUCAAAUGUUCUGCUAAAGAAAACUAUGAUGUCUUGACUGUUUUCAAUCUUGCCCUUCAUCAUUUACACAUAGAAUGGCGUAGUGGUUUGGCCAAAGUAUUUGAGAAAAGCCUUUUGCCAUAUGUAUUUGAGGAACAAGCUGGGAAAACAAGUGCCACUUUGUUUGGAGACAGUGAAAAGAGUGAGGAAGCACCACCGUACUCAGAAGUUGCAACUGGUGAAACCGCCACAAAGAGGUACCAGAGUAAACCAACUUUCGAUGCAGAAAAGAAAAAAUAA